Daphnia carinata is the source of this 3339-nucleotide messenger RNA. Its product is annotated as apoptosis-resistant E3 ubiquitin protein ligase 1-like. The coding region runs from base 233 to 3013 and encodes 926 amino acids. Gene Ontology annotation, biological process: negative regulation of apoptotic process; protein polyubiquitination; positive regulation of protein catabolic process. Gene Ontology annotation, molecular function: ubiquitin-protein transferase activity. Lineage: Eukaryota; Metazoa; Arthropoda; Branchiopoda; Diplostraca; Daphniidae. The record is from RefSeq and is a predicted model, not a curated record. The transcript has 14 exons.
UUCUUUGUCGUCUGGAUGUUCUAAAUCUGAAGUACAACAAGUGACUUGAUUUGAUUCCUGAAAUUAUCAUUCCGUUCUAGUUAUUUUUAUACUUCUGCAUCAGUCUUCUCCAAAUAGACAUUCUUAAUUAUUCAACAUUUGCACUUGUGUACCGCUGUCCAACGUUAGUGAAUGUAGCGAAUUCCUUACGGUCGUACACAAGUGUGACGAAUCUUGAUAAAAGAGUAAUAAUAUGCCGGUCGACUAUCGUUGCAUUGGCUGGUGGAUAUUAGUGACGUACGUAGUUGGAGUGAUUGUCUAUUUUGGAGCAAACAAGAACACAAGAAAUAACCUCGAUAACCUAUUUUUUAAAUGUUCUGAAAACCAAGGGACCAAUAAGGAAGAAACAAAUGUUCUUUGUAUAUGGCUACAAGAUUCAAAACUUCUUGAUCUUGCUGGGAGAUUGCCAGAAUUGGGAGUGAAAAACUUAGAAGAUGUCUACAGAUUAGAGGAUCUCAAAAUUCAAACUCUUCUCGGCCCUGACGAUGCAAAGCGAUGGCUGUUGGCUCGGAAUACUCUUCCCGUAGAUAUAAACAAAUUACCGGAGCUAAAAGAAAAAGUUCUGAUAGGAUCUGCGCAACAAGCAGCUUGGAAAUGGGUGAAAGAUGUCGCAGUGGUUCUACUUAUCCUAUGGGGCGUGAGCCGUUUGGCCAUAAGCUGUGGUGUGACUCGUGCUUUUUGCCCAAUCGCUUUGAACGGAACGUUCUUUCAUGGAAUAAUCGACUUUUUCAUCGAUGCAGAUAUCAGACAAACUUUCUUGCAGUGGCUUAGUGGAAACAGGGCACUGGCCAAGAAUGCUCGAAUCGUUUUCAAUUGGGAUGAGCCUCUGAUGGUUGGGAACACAGUUUCCUUUACCGUUGAGUUUUUCCAACGCUGGAGUAGAAGGCCAUAUCCAGUCAGCGACGCUGAUUCUAUACGUAUCAACAUCAGGCAGGGAGCCAACAAAGUUGCUGCUGCAGUACAGAUUGGGGGUUCGUUGGCAACUGAUGUCAAUUUGGUCAAAGCAACAUUUACUGUUCGCAGAGCUGGACAAUAUCAUAUUGAUGUGAAUUUGGGAUCUAUUCCCAUCCGUGGCAGUCCAUUCGUCAAACAUGUCCGACCAGGAUCACCUGAUCCCUCGAAAACUACCCUUGUUCGUCCGACAUCUAUGGUGGUGUGCACUGCUGGAUCUCCUCACCAGUUAUUGCUAGAACCUCGCGAUGAAUAUGGCAACUAUUGCUCUUGGAAUCAUGAUGCUCCGGAACAACAAAAAGCGCUAGACGCUUUUUCGUGUGAAGCGUAUUCGAUCACCUCAUCAGAUGUAGUGCGGCCCCUUGUUCAAUGGCUCUGGGUAGAGUUAAUGCAUCGGCUCAUCAUCAAUGUUACUUUCAACGAAGAAGGCAUUUACGGAAUCCGCCUUAAGCUGGACAAUAAUGUGAUUAAUAAAGGAGAAUUCAAUAUGAUAGCGCUGUCGACAAGUGAAGCCAUUCAAGUCGAGAAGGCUCUCGGAGCAAGAACCGCCACGUAUGAAACGAAAUUGCUGUCCAUCAACGGAGAAAAAUGGACCAAGAACAAGAAGGUCUUUUGUGCCGUUUUACCAAAACAAAUCGCCUUAAAAGAAUAUAUUCUUGGAAUCAUUCCAAAACGAUUGGCCACCUUUCGCUUAUGCCCAGCAACGAAGGUCACAUUUCUUAAAAGCACCAAUAAACAGGAGUUUCCUGUGCUGACUAUUGAAGACGGAGCACAGUUUGUCGUGGAACUGUCCAGCAAAGAAGCUCAUCUAAUGGCUGCAUCCUUUGCCCAUUAUCUGUUGAAAAAUAUCGGUGGUUCGGAAACCUUUACAGACAAGCAAGGUUUCUUUUAUCAAGAAAUUCGAAAAUUUCAUCAAAAAAAGCCUCAUGAGAAAUUGCUACUCCGCGUCGAAAGGGACAAGAUCUUGGAAUCGUCGAUGAGACUGACCAAGUCGUUCAGUACAACCGACUGGUGCAGAAACUUUGAAAUUAGUUUCAUCGGUGAACAAGGGCUUGACUGGGGAGGAUUGCGCCGUGAAUGGAUCGAACUGUUAUGUGUUGCCAUAUUCGAUCGAAGACAGAGCGGUAUGUUUACCACUUUUUCUGACGAUGGUCAGGCCUUAGUUCAUCCCAAUCCAACGAUACCCGCUUCGUGUAAGCUAAAGCACUACGAAUUUGCCGGCAAACUGGUCGGUAAAUGCCUCUAUGAGUCGUCCCUGGGUGCGGCGUAUCGCCAGCUUAUUAAAGCGCGUUUUACCCGUUCGUUUCUUGCCCAAUUGAUAGGCCUUCGUAUCAAUUACAAAUAUUUCGAGCAUGACGACCCGCCUUUUUUCCUAUCAAAAAUUAAAUACAUCGAAGAGAACGACGUUACGGAUAUGGAACUUGUUUUCGCUGAAGAAGAGUAUGAUGAACAAGGAAAACUAUUACGGACCGUGGAACUGAUCCCAGGCGGUGCAAGGAUACCCGUAGGCAACGCCAACAAACAUCGAUACCUUGAUGCUCUAGCGCAGCAUCGGUUAGUAAAUUCCGUCAGAGAUCAAGUGGAUGCGUUUACCCGGGGAUUGUCUGAACUGGUGCCAGAUAACCUCCUCAGCAUUUUCGAUGAGAACGAGCUUGAGCUGCUAGUUUGCGGCACAAGUGAUUAUAGCGUUGCCGAAAUGAAGGCACACCAUGCAGCUAUUGGUUCUUCCCCUGAAUUCCAGAAAGUCCUUUGUUGGUUUUGGACGGCGGUCACUAAUUUUGGGACAGAGGAAAUGUCACGAUUGCUUCAGUUUACCACGGGAUCUUCGCAGCUACCUCCUGGUGGAUUGGCGGAACUCUCACCCAAACUUCAAAUCGCAGCUUCACCUUGUUUUGGAACUCUUCCAACUGCUCAUACAUGUUUCAAUCAGCUAUGUUUGCCUGACUACGAGAACUACGAACAAUUCGAAAAAGCAUUGUUGAUAGCUAUAAACGAAGGAAGCGAAGGAUUCGGUUUAGUUUAAUUAUUUGUUAAACAUUCAGUUAGUCGAGCAGCAAGAACUAUCCAGUUCUCAUUUUGUUACUCAGUUUUCGUCCAAAGCAGUGUGUACUUACAUUAACCAAAAAUUUCAACCCAUCUACAGGGCAUUAUUGCAUGUAUACUGUUUAUCUUUCGUUAUGAAACAUCAGUUAAAUUGUUGUCAUUGUUCUAAUGUUUCGGUUGAUUUAUGAAAUUUUUUCUAACCAUGCACAGUUAUAUCCCCACCAAUAGCAAUUCAUUCCCAUGCCAAGCAUACUGUACUAUUAUGGUUGAAAGAAAUUUACCAUCAAUACACAAAUUCUCCAUUUA